Messenger RNA from Cetraspora pellucida, 136 nucleotides. Lineage: Eukaryota; Fungi; Glomeromycota; Glomeromycetes; Diversisporales; Gigasporaceae. The record is from the annotation of a GenBank genome assembly.
AUGGAAGAAGGCAGUUUACCAUCUCCACUGGUUCAGUCAUUCAAUAAGCCAUUUACUGAUCAACCUAAUAGUUCGGUAUUAGAAGGUGCAAAUGAUGUAAAUGAAAAUAAAACAUCUGAAAGAUUAGAACACAUAG